This is a messenger RNA of Linepithema humile (Argentine ant), 3433 nucleotides long. The record is from RefSeq and is a predicted model, not a curated record. Lineage: Eukaryota; Metazoa; Arthropoda; Insecta; Hymenoptera; Formicidae.
AUUUGAGACGCAAACAGCAAGCAACAUGAGAGAGAAAAAGAAAUCUUUAGAAAAAAAACAUCUUAAAAAAGACGCCGUUUUUUAAUUUCUUUAGCGAGUAAUUUGAACUUUUCCGCAUGCUUAUUUUCGCUUCUGGGCUACUUCUGACAGUGUUAGAAUGCUCGUGAAAUACUUAAAUAAUUAAAACGUUCUUUUAAAAUGUUUGCAAAAUUUAGAAUGCCAAUCGUUAAAGAAAUUAAAAAACAACGUCUUUUUUAGGAUAUUUUUAGGACAUCUCAAAGAUGCCUUUUUUAAGAGUAGUUCACAUGUAUGUGACAUGCGCAUGUGUGCGGUAUUCCCUCUCUCAUGCUGCUUGCAUCUCAAAUCUGGCGUUACCGCGGUUGCUGUGGCGCUGCGACGCAACGUGCGAGCGUAUCAACGUAUUAUGGUCAGUUUCCCCUUCCCGCUUAUUAAAUAAUAAAUUUAAAAACAGUCAGAUCGAGAACAUCGCCUCAUGUUAACUGGUACGUAAGUUCGUCCGUACGAACAUGUUUAAUACAGUUUAUAACAUUUGAUUUAUUUCGCCGUAGCGAUCGAGAAAAAUCCCUUCAUUCACAUGGUUUUAAUAUAAACAAGCGUGCACCUUUGUUUAUCAUGAUGAGUGAUUCCGACGACUCUGACAUUUUGGCUGAUAUCCAGGCCUUGGAUCGAGUUCUGACCACGACUUCACAGGAAAAUGUACAAUAUCCUAGUAGCAGUAAAGUGCAAUUUGAUAAUGUUUACUCGACAGAGAUUGAUUCGGAUGUUGAGAGCGACAACUUCUCCAACUUUGUUAAAGAGAAUUGUGAUGCCAACAUAAACUCUCUUAACGCUUUUGAAAUUAACAUGAAAUUGAUAACAGGUUUGACGAUAGUCAAGAACAAAUUUAGUGUCAUGCUGCGACAGUGUGAAGAAAAGAUAAAGCAAUUAGACCAAGAGCUAGAAAACAGCAGUAAAGAAAGCAAUAGAUGUUCUAAAUUGCCAAUCAGCCAUGCUGGUAUGCCAUAUUUCAAGGACAAGGAUUACUUUUAUGUUCCUAAAAAUUCUGACACAAUAUUAAAAGAAGCACGUGGUGAAUUAUUUGUUGUAUAUAUGCAGAAACCAAGUCGUUGGUCAGAUAAGGAUAGACAAACUCUUCUAAGGGCUGUGCAUAAUGAAGCAUUCGAAUCAGUUCUAUCCAGAGGAUUUGACAAACAAGUAGAUAGUAGAAAGUCCAAACGUAAAGAAAACAACCAAGCUGAGGAAGCCAAGUUGGUGCUUCCCAGAAAUUUUAAUGAAAUGGUAGGAGCAUUAGGCGAGAGAGAAUUUGACUGGCUUAAAAUUUCGAAUGUGGAUUUUGAUAAUAAACAUUCCGCGGGUGAAUGUCGGGCUAUGUGGAACGUCUACCUGCAUCCGGAUAUCAGGAAAACCGAAUGGACAGCCGCGGAGGACAAGAAACUGAUAAAAUAUGCUAAGUUAUGUAAAUAUCAAGAUUGGGACACUAUCACGCAGAAACUGGGAACGAAUCGCAGCGCUUACCAAUGUUUCAUUAGAUAUAAUACUAUCAAGGCAGUGCCAUCCUCCGGACUUACCUGGACGAAGCAGGAAGACAAGCAUCUCCUAAGAGUCAUAGAGACACUCAGGGUCGGAAAUUACAUCCCUUGGUUUGAAGUUGCAAAUUACUUGCGGCACAGAACUAAGCAGCAAAUUUACACACGAUGGAUAUACAGGACAGCGCCGCAUUUGAAGAAGGGUAGAUUUACCUUAGCGGAAACGCAGCAACUUUUUUGUGCAAUAAAAAAGUACGGCAAGGACUUUCGUAAAAUCGCGCACGUUGUGAUGCCGAAUCGAACUUCCUCACAACUCAUCAAUCGUUACAACACAAUAAUCACGAAGGCGAAUGGCAGGAAUUUAUGGACAGCGGAGACCGACAUGCAAUUGAUUCAGCUGCACAAAAAGCACGGUAACAACUGGUCCUAUAUAGCCAAGUAUUUUUCUGGCAAAACAAGAACACAGGUGAGACAUCGGUUUAAUGCGAUACUAAAAUACGUGCAGAGAGGUAUUUCCAUAGACAACAUACCUAGAGCAUCUGCCCCUAAAAAAGUGCGUUACAAGAAAUCUGAACACAGCACCAUGUCAGAAUAUAACAAAAAGAUAUUAAUGGAAAAACUUCUUGAGAAAGCCAAGCAUCGUACUGUAGACACUAAUGAUAUUGAGCCGAGACUGUACGAAACUCUUGUGUUUCCACCUUCGUCGGAAUCCGCUACUCAGGAAGAACCUUAUAACUUUAAAUUACUUGCACGUGAAACUAGAAAGUUAUACAAUACAUUGGAAUUAUUAGGCGCUAAGCUUGAUAUUCCUAUGGAUUUUCUAAAUUAUAUGCACCUAAAUAAAAGAGACAAAGAACUCGUGACUUCUUUAAAAGAAUAUAUAAAUAUUAAAAAUAAUAAAACGCAGAAUAGCAAUGUGAUAGAAGAAUUUAGAACGCGAAUGUUUGGCCCUGAACUGACAGUUGAUGAAACUUCUCGCUUUAUACCGCCACUUCCGUUUAACGGAUACGUAAGACAGACAAAAAAAGUAAGAAAAAAGGACAAAGUUAUAGAUUGCAACUUAGGGGACGAUAAACAUCUUAUUACCGAUGUACCUGUAGAAUUUUUUCCGUGUACGCUUUCAUUGUCUUUUCUUAGUUUCGAGGAAAGAAUUCAAUUUGAUAAAUUUAGUCAGUUCUUCGCGAAUGAUUAUCACGAGAAGCGAAAUGUAAAUUUACACAAAUCAUUACAAUGCAACUCCUCUUUCGAUGGAUCAAGGAGUUCAUUAUCAAGACGUAGCAAAUCAAAUACGAAUUCGAAAGUAAGUUCAAGAAGUUGCACACAAGUACAACAAUCAGAUAACUUAGAAGAAACCAUCAGUACUGAAUACGAUGAAAAUGAAGAAAAUACGUGGGAUAAUAUAAUUCUGCCAAACAACGCAACUUUAUUAGGUUGGAAAAACUUGCUUGUUUGGAAAUUGUUGUACGAAUGUGAAAAUGAAUUUGACGCAUCCGAUGAAUCUAACGAAUUGUCAUCGGAGAAACAAUCGGAAGAACGUGCUGAAUCUGAAGACGAAUGUGAAAGUGCUGAAUACCAGCUGCUACGAACGCGCCUCUUAAAAUUAUUCAAAUUUCCUGUAGGUUUGUCAAACACUAUAUUAGAAAUAACUAAACCAGACAUAUUUUUAACAAACGAGGAACAGCAUCCCGUUCAUGAAAACACUUCAAGAAAAAGAAAAUUUGUUAAACGUGUAUCCAAGAGAAAAAAGGUAAAAAAUAACGAUGUCUUUUGAAAGCGAUUUUCAAUUAAAGUCAAUCUUAAUCAGAAAAUCAUUCUAAUUUAAAUCUCGCAAGAUAUCGAACACACAAAUGUAAAAAAUUACAUUUAUUUAUGUGUAAACAUUACAU